Messenger RNA from Gorilla gorilla gorilla (western lowland gorilla), 2652 nucleotides. RefSeq names its product inositol hexakisphosphate kinase 2 (gene IP6K2). Gene Ontology annotation, cellular component: nucleus; cytoplasm. The record is from RefSeq and is a predicted model, not a curated record. The coding region runs from base 1216 to 2382 and encodes 388 amino acids. Gene Ontology annotation, biological process: phosphatidylinositol phosphate biosynthetic process; inositol phosphate biosynthetic process. Lineage: Eukaryota; Metazoa; Chordata; Mammalia; Primates; Hominidae. Gene Ontology annotation, molecular function: inositol hexakisphosphate kinase activity. The transcript is spliced from 7 exons.
CAACCCUGUGCAAGCCCCUGGUCCCAAGGGAACAUCAGUUCUACGAGACCCUUCCUGCUGAGAUGCGCAAAUUCACUCCCCAGUACAAAGCCCAGCAUCUCACACUCUCAGUUUUCAAGCCCUGGUAAGAUUGCUCAAUUCUGUUUUGUUUUGUGGAUUUGAGUUUGAUUUUGGUAGAAGUGUAGUUGUGUUUUAUGUUCAGGUGUCUCUUGAUCACAGUAACCCAUAGUCCCCCAUUGGGGGGACGGUGGGGGAAGACUUUGGGAGGAUUUUACCCAGAAUACUUGCCGCCUGCUUUUUGUCCUCCAGGAAACCAGAAGCCCGGGUGAUUAGGACAAAGCCAAAGGCCCCUUGUUAGCUGGCCAUCCCUGCCCCAUUUUUUCUCCUGGUCCUUUCCCCUGUGGCCACAGGGAAGUGUGGCCUGAAUCCCCCACCCCGGCUCCUCUGCACCCAGAGCUGGGGGCCACCUCAGAAGUGUCAUCUCUCUCUGAGCACGCAUUCCCCUGCAGCAGUCGAGGACUGAGCAGAUUGAGUGAUGCUGGGGCAGAGAGGCCUGGGAGGAAAGGUGUUCAGCCAGUCGUUUGUAAGGCGCUCGUCGGCACCUGCUGAAACGCCCCCACCUGACAGCCCCAUCCUCAAAGACUGUCUAAUUACUCAUGGCAGGUUCUAGAGACUUAAGGGGAAAAGCUGCUUUCAAGGCCACCACAUGUCUGUGCUCCCCAACCAGCUCUAUCUGCCUUGUGUUCAUUUUGUUAUUUUGUGACGUGAGACUGCAAAGACCAAUAAAAACAUAUUUUAUAAGAACAAAAGUCCUGGGUGCCUACCCGUGUGGGGGCACUGUGGGAAGCCUUUGCUAGGGUGUCUUGUGCUGUGUGGUUUGUUUUGUUUGCCCCUUUAUUUUGCUUUGCUUACCCAGUCUUCCCUUAUUCUUGGAUGCUUCUUAACCCUCAGGCAAACCUGUGUUCCCCCUGUAUUCAGGCUCUGCUUUAAAGCAAGCCAUGAGGCUGUUGGAGUUUCUGUUUAGGGCAUUAAAAAUUCCCGCAAACUAUAAAGAGCAAUGUUUUCAGUCUUUUAGGAUUAGAAGAAUUACAUAAAAAUUAAUAAACAUUUUCAAUGAUGGAAAAAUGUGUCUUGUAAUUCUUUGGCUCUUGCCUCAUUGAGUACAUCAGAGAGGAAGACUCUCAGCCAUGUUUGCUCCCUAAUUGCUUGUCUUGUAUGGUGUCAUCUUUUCUAGCUGUUUUGAUAUUUGUUAAGUUUGCAGAUGAGUUUGGGGCCUCUGGCAACAUAGAGACUAAGGAACUGGGUGUGGUAUCUGUGCGCUUUGAAGAAGAUGAAGACAGGAACUUGUGUCUAAUAGCAUAUCCAUUGAAAGGGGACCAUGGAAUUGUGGACAUUGUAGAUAAUUCAGACUGUGAACCAAAAAGUAAGCUCCUAAGGUGGACAACAAACAAAAAACAUCAUGUCUUAGAAACAGAAAAGACCCCUAAGGACUGGGUGCGUCAGCACCGUAAAGAGGAGAAAAUGAAGAGCCAUAAGUUAGAAGAAGAAUUUGAGUGGCUAAAGAAAUCUGAAGUCUUGUACUACACUGUAGAGAAGAAGGGGAAUAUAAGUUCCCAGCUUAAACACUAUAACCCUUGGAGCAUGAAAUGUCACCAGCAACAGUUACAGAGAAUGAAGGAGAAUGCAAAGCAUCGGAACCAGUACAAAUUUAUCUUACUGGAAAACCUGACUUCCCGCUACGAGGUGCCUUGUGUCCUUGACCUCAAGAUGGGCACACGACAACAUGGUGAUGAUGCUUCAGAGGAGAAGGCAGCCAACCAGAUCCGAAAAUGUCAGCAGAGCACAUCUGCAGUCAUUGGUGUGCGUGUGUGUGGCAUGCAGGUGUACCAAGCAGGCAGUGGGCAGCUCAUGUUCAUGAACAAGUACCAUGGACGGAAGCUAUCGGUGCAGGGCUUCAAGGAGGCACUUUUCCAGUUCUUCCACAAUGGGCGGUACCUGCGCCGUGAACUCCUGGGCCCUGUGCUCAAGAAGCUGACUGAGCUCAAGGCAGUGUUGGAGCGACAGGAGUCCUACCGCUUCUACUCAAGCUCCCUACUGGUCAUCUAUGAUGGCAAGGAGCGGCCCGAAGUGGUCCUGGACUCAGAUGCUGAGGAUUUGGAGGACCUGUCAGAGGAAUCAGCUGAUGAGUCUGCUGGUGCCUAUGCCUACAAACCCAUCGGCGCCAGCUCUGUAGAUGUGCGCAUGAUCGACUUUGCACACACCACCUGCAGGCUGUAUGGCGAGGACACCGUGGUGCAUGAGGGCCAGGAUGCUGGCUAUAUCUUUGGGCUCCAGAGCCUGAUAGACAUUGUCACAGAGAUAAGUGAGGAGAGUGGGGAGUGAGCUUGCUAGCUGCUCCAGUACUUGAGAGCGACUCUGUGUCCCAGGCACAGCUGUGCUGCGUCAGGGAGGAGGCCAGUAUGGCCAGGUGGUGGCUCCUGCAGCCUGGAGCUGAUGUGCAGUGGCCUCUGUGAGCCCCAGCCUGAGCCAGUCCCAGCUGUGCUUGGAGUCUUUAUUUAUUUUAACUAUUUCUUCAACAUUCCACAUUUGAUGAUCAUACCUCUUUCUUCCCUGAGUGUAUAUGUUCUAAUACAAAUCUUUUUGUUUAUUGUA